This is a messenger RNA of Gallus gallus (chicken), 2669 nucleotides long. It is a transcript of the gene PML, whose product is annotated as PML nuclear body scaffold. The transcript has 8 exons. The record is from RefSeq and is a predicted model, not a curated record. Lineage: Eukaryota; Metazoa; Chordata; Aves; Galliformes; Phasianidae. Gene Ontology annotation, cellular component: PML body; chromatin; nucleoplasm. Gene Ontology annotation, molecular function: zinc ion binding; ubiquitin-protein transferase activity. Gene Ontology annotation, biological process: PML body organization; intrinsic apoptotic signaling pathway in response to DNA damage; positive regulation of DNA-templated transcription. The coding region runs from base 344 to 1936 and encodes 530 amino acids.
GACGGCAGAGGGACGCAGGGCUCACGGCGGGGUGAGUUUUUCCGGCUCGGGAAACGCUCCGUCGGCCUCCGGGAGCAUCGCGUCCUCUGCCGCACGCGUACCUCCGGGGGGGAGGGGGGGGUCCGGAGGGUCCCGCAGCCCUACGGGGGGUCCCCUCCGCCCCAUAGGAAAUAGGGAAAUAGAUAUUUCUCCCUGCAGAUCCCUCUCCACGCGGCCUUCUCGUGCCGACAAAACAACCGCUCCACCACCUCGGCAGCCGACAAAAGGGGGUGGUACACUCUCCUCCUCCUCCUCACGCCGGACUGCAGAAACGAAAGCGGAGCCUCCGGCCCAGCGCCCCGAAAUGCCCGGCAGCCCCGAAGCCCCCCGGGCCCCCGGGCCCCAAGAAGAUGGCUCUGCUGCCCCCAAGGAGCCGGGGGCCGCACCGGGACCCUCGCAGUGCCCCGCUCCCUCUGGGCCUCCUGGGGAGGGCGACUUCCAGUUCGUGCUGUGCGAGGGCUGCCGGCAGGAAUCGCCCAACCUGAAGCUGCUCACCUGCCUGCACACGCUGUGCCUGGGCUGCCUGCGGGAGAACAAACCCGUGGGGCAGUGCCCCGUGUGCCAGGCGCCCAUCCCGCAGCCCGACGGCAUCCCCGACGUGGAUAACGUGCUGUUCAGCAGCCUGCAGACCCGCCUGAGCAUCUACCGGCGGAUCAGCAGGGGGGGGCUGAGCUGCAGCCGGUGCCGGCAGGAUGCGGCGGCUGUGUGGUGCUCGGAGUGCGAGGAGUUCCUGUGCCCGGGCUGCUUCGAGGACCACCAGUGGUUCUUUAAGAAGAGGAGCCACGAAGCCAGGAAGGUGGAGGAGCUGCGGGCCGAGUCGGCUCAUCGCUUCCUGGAGGGCACCAAGAGGUCGUGCAACCUCUUCUGCUCCAGCCCCGGGCACACCGAGCAGGGCCACGUCACCAGCAUCUUCUGCAGGAAGUGCGAGAAGCCGCUGUGCUGCUCCUGCGCUCUGCUGGAUGCCCAGCACUCGUCUUUCUACUGCGACAUCCGCACCGAGAUCCAGCGGCGGCAGGACGAGCUGGCAGUGCUGGGGCAGGAGCUGGCGCGGCGGCGGGGCGGCUUCGAGGCGUCGCACGCGGCGCUGCAGGAGAAGGCGGCGCGGCUGGAGGCGGAGGGGCGCGGGAUGCGGGAGCUGGUGAGGCAGCACGUGAAGCAGCUGGUGGAGCUGAUCCGGCGUGAGGAGGAGAAGCUGCUGGAGCUGGUGGAGAAGAGGCAGGAGAGGGGCCGGAGGGAGCUGGAGGGGGAGCUGCGGCGCGUGGAGACCGUGCUGCGGAGGAUGGAGGCGGGCGAGAGGCUGGUGGAGAAGAUGGGCCUCUACGCCACGGAGCAGGAGGUGAUGGACAUGCAGCCCUUCGUCAAGGAUGCGCUGGAGGAGCUGCGGAGGCAGCGCCCGGCGGCGGAUGUGGAGCUGGUGCUGCACGAGGACUUUGCUGAGUGCCGUGCCAGGCUGCAGGAGCUGGCUGAGCGCAUCGAGGGGCUGCAAGGUGGCGCUCCCCGGCCGGUCCCCGUGGUGGAGGUGGCCCUGGAGAACAACCUGGAGGAGGAGCCCCCACAGCACAGCAGCCAGGAUGUUUUGCCCACCUUCACCAUCAGCCUCGCCAAGAUGGGGGUGUCCCAAGCCGCCACGCGGCCCAAGCGGUGCCAGCCUCACGUGGAGAGGAGCAGCCAGGUCUCACCCAAGCUGCUGAAGCUGGAGCGGGACGGCGGCGAGCCCAGCUCAAGCCAGUGGGAUGGCAGAGGGGGGCCCAGCACCUCCGCACAGAGCCACAACGGCCGCAUCCCCCCCUCCAAGGCCAGCAGGAGCCGCACUCGGGAUGCAGAGGACAGCAGCAUCAUCAUCAGCUCGGAGGACAGCGAGGAAGACAUGGUGACAUCGGACUUCACUACUUGCUGAGCUGCAACCCCAUCCGUCUCUGCUCUGGAAGGCAGCAAAACCCCCUUAGAUUUGCCUGGAGGGCCCACAUGGCAGCAUCCCCAGGGGCAUAAGGGACAGCUCUGGGCGUAGGGGACAGCUCAGGUUUGGGCUCUUCUCUGAGAAAGAAUUAAAGGAUGUAGGAGCCUGAAGCCGUCCCCUCUAUCACCCUCCAGCCGUGCUUCAGCAGGAGCAGGACUGCCUGCGAGAUAUGGAGGUGGAUAUGGAGGCGACCCACUUUUUAACCUUCUCUUCCUGUUUAAGCUUCAGGUUGUGCUCAGGUAACACAAAGCUCACACAGCUGCAGGGAGAGCUGCCCAAACCACCGCUGGUAGCACUUCGUUCCGUAAGGCAUCCAUGCUGGAGGCCCUCCACCGCCCCAUUCUGAUAGAGAUUAUCACAGAGCUCCCUGGGAAGAUUAUUCCCAGCUGGAAAGAAAAAGAAAAAAAAACAAACAAAAAAACCAACAACUAAACAAAACAAAAAAAAAAACCCACAAAAAAACCCCCAGUUUUCUUACAAAAUUCUUAUCUGCACACCCCAGCGCUGCUGCCCAACGGCCGUGCAGAGGGCAGAGGCUGUGAGAUGGGAUCGGUGCUGGGAUGGCCCCCCCAGCAGCACCACUGCUGCCUGGCUGAGCAUCCGGCAGCGUUGUUUAUAUCAACUCCUCACGCGAAAGUUUCUCUGUAUUCAAUAAAGGCGUUUGUAGAUCAAA